AUAAAGUAAUACUACGCAUUUAUUAAAAGAGUUGUAAAAUGCAUACGAGUACACCCGAAUUUAUAAUAGAAUCUACUCUGUUAUAGGCCACUACUUUCGCACGAGUGGUGAAAUAAUAUCCCUUACCCUUAGUAACAAAAAUGAAAAUUUCAACAAUUUCAUCCAAAAAAAAAAAUAAACGGCAUUUUGGCAUCUUUGAUCCUUCGAUUCUCAGCAUAUUAUUUUCACUCUCCAAUUUUUCCUCUCCCUUUAAAUACACCCUUUCUCUCUCUCUCCUCCCUCAACACACUCUUCCUUCCUACCAUAACCACCACAUUGUCCAUCUAAUUUAUUAUUUUUUCACAACAACAAAUUAAAACAAAAAUGAACGGCCUUGAUUCACCCUUAGAGUCAUUAGCCUUCAUCCCAGUUAAUCUAGGCCCUCUAUUAUCCGCCGUAGUUAACAAUAUCUGGGCAUGGCUCGCCGUCGUCACCGCCGCCGUCAGCUUCUGGCGUAUCCACAACUCAUCCAUUAAAACGACGUCGUCGUCGUCCCACAUUUUCCUCUCUCCUCCACCAACACCAGAACCAGCUCCUACUGUUCCCAAAACGACGCCGUUUGUAAGAAAAGGCGGUGUCGAGGAAGAGGAGAAAGAAACUGAAGAAGAAGAAGAGGAGGUGUUGACGAGGGGAAACAGUAAGAAGUUUUUUACUGUUUUUUGCGAGGAGAGAGAAAAUGAUGAAAAUGAAGACGGUGAAGUGGACGGUGGAGAUUAUAACGACGACGAUGAAGUCGAUGAGGAGAAAAAUGAAUGGGUGAUGAUUAAGAGAUGGGGUUCGUCAUCCGAAUUGACGGUCGAGAUGAGAGGUGGUGAUUUAGGGUGGUAUAGUUACCAAAAUAGGAAAGUGAUUGAUGGUAGUGUGGUACGAUUAUGGGGUGAGGAGGGGGAAAUUGGUUGUGGUUCUCCUAGGAGUUGUCGAAAACGGGUCUAUUCAUCGCGUAAAUUAUCCACCUCUAAUAGUUUUUAAUAAGCUGUCGGGAUUUUAUUAGCCCGAGACUGUUAAAUAUUCUUUGAUCGUGUGGUUCAAGUUUCGGCAUUGGUGCUAACGUGAAGUUGAAGGGCUAUAAUCUUGGUAGGUUAAUCAUUGAUUGAUUAACCAAAUAAUUCUUCCUACUAAAGUAAUGCUAUUAGUACUUUUUAUAAUUACUCUAGCAUUUGUAAUUGUACAUAUAUAUUAAUCAAUGAUUAAUUUACUCAUUUUGUUAUGGUUUAAUUUCACUUGAAUGUUGUCUUGUUGAUUUGUAAGAAUUCCUAAUGACAAUGGAAUCGUAUUACUCCUAAUUUCGUUCUACUUUUCUUUGUUCUUUCAGUGGCGUACUCUUCCUUCAAUUGCUUCUAACUAUUUUGCGUUAUUUACCUCCUCUCUGUUUUGUUUUUUUUUUUUUACAUUUCCACUAAACUUUAUUUGGGUUAUAAACUUCAUUUCUUUUCUAAUUGCACCUCUUUAACUACUAAAUCUCUAAAAAGAAUUAACCUAAUGUUCUUUUGCAUGUACUUGUACUCCAUAGUUAAAAUUAAUUACU
This is a messenger RNA of Chenopodium quinoa (quinoa), 1564 nucleotides long. RefSeq lists its product as uncharacterized. NCBI's taxonomy places the organism in Eukaryota, Viridiplantae, Streptophyta, Magnoliopsida, Caryophyllales, Amaranthaceae. The record is from RefSeq and is a predicted model, not a curated record. The transcript has a single exon. The coding region runs from base 364 to 1008 and encodes 214 amino acids.